GUGUACAUAGUCGGUCACACACCACCGGGAGUAGAUGACCAUGAAAAUAGCGCUGCGGCUCUCAAUGAAAGACACAACACUAAAUAUUUACAAAUGGUGCGUCUCUACUCGGACAUCAUUCGAGGACAGUUCUUUGGUCAUUGGCAUUCGGAUACGUUCCGCGUUAUCUAUAGCGAUACGGGUCUGCCUGUAUCCUGGAUAAUGAUGGCUCCCAGUGUAACGCCAAGCACCGGUGGUGGAGGACCCAACAAUCCAGGUUUGCGACUAUACAAGUUUGAAACUAACACCGGACAGAUUUUGGAUUACACGCAGUACUAUCUUAAUCUGCCCGAAGCAAAUUCAAACGGCAAAGCAAACUGGGCGAUUGAGUACUCAUUGCUCGAGUAUUAUGAGCUGCAGGAAAUAUCAGCGAUCACUCUUCAUGAUUUGGCAGACCGAUUUACGCAAUCUAACGAUUAUGCCUUUGUCAGGUAUUUCGGUGUCCUAAUGAAAACCUUAUGUUUUCCAACUCAACCGAUCGCCGCUCGCGCCGCUAUCUUGGAAAAAUAA
Molecule: messenger RNA, 549 nt
Organism: Pseudomyrmex gracilis
Lineage: Eukaryota; Metazoa; Arthropoda; Insecta; Hymenoptera; Formicidae
Product: acid sphingomyelinase-like phosphodiesterase 3a
Exons: 4
Source: RefSeq, a predicted model, not a curated record